Mus musculus (house mouse) is the source of this 3273-nucleotide messenger RNA. It is a transcript of the gene Fam107b, whose product is annotated as family with sequence similarity 107, member B. Lineage: Eukaryota; Metazoa; Chordata; Mammalia; Rodentia; Muridae. The transcript is spliced from 5 exons. Bases 431 to 748 code for a protein of 105 amino acids. The record is from RefSeq and is marked validated.
GAGAGCCGCCCCGAGCCGGACGGGCUUCUUACUCCGGCGUUGCAACCGCCGUCGGAACCGCCCUCUCGCCACCUCGGUGGCUAAGGUGCCGGGUACCAACGCCAGCAGCGGAGCGCGCCAGGGAGCAGCGCGCCUUUGUGCGAGACGGCCCCCUUGAGAAUAUUGACCCCAAAGACUCCUGUCUCAUUCCAAGAAACAUCAUGGCUGAGCCAGACUACAUAGAAGAUGACAAUCCUGAGCUAAUUAGGCCCCAGAAGCUUAUCAACCCUGUCAAAAGCUCCCGAAAUCACCAAGACCUCCACAGAGAGCUUCUUAUGAAUCAGAAAAGGCAUCUUCAUCUCUCUUUUGAGGAUCUGCCCCACCCACUGUGUAAGCAUACUGCUGCCUGCCUUCCCUACAGCCCUGGCCUUAAUGUGCUUUUAUUGGAUUCAUGGACUCUCUCAACUCUUUGGAAGAUGCCUUUGGCUUCUCUUCCAGGCAAGGUCUUGCCCCUCAGAAUAAACCAGAACUGCAGAAGGUGAUGGAGAAGAGAAGACGAGACCAAGUGAUAAAGCAGAAGGAGGAAGAAGCUCAGAAGAAGAAAUCCGACCUGGAAAUAGAACUAUUAAAGCGACAGCAGAAGCUGGAGCAGCUUGAACUUGAGAAGCAGAAAUUGCAAGAAGAGCAAGAAAAUGCCCCAGAGUUUGUGAAGGUGAAAGGCAAUCUCAGGAGAACAGGCCAAGAGGUGGCUCAGGCCCAGGAGUCCUAGGCCCAGGCUGUGUGUGACCUGAUGUGUCCCCACCAUCUCUGUAGGAGCCCCGUCUAGACACCUCUACAGUACUGUUCUUGGGCCAAAGUCCUGAGGAAGAGAAUCCAGACAGCUGAGAAUUUUGACUAUCAAAAAAGGAUUGCGUUUGAUUUACCAUUGUGGUAGAUGAGUUGUCUCUGAUGGUUGCAAUUCCCAUUCGCCAAAUGAAAGACAUCGACCAGCACACAAGAUACCAUGGACCUGUGUUUAGACCAAGAAAGCCACAAAAGGAGUGAAAAGAGGCAGGAAGCGGGCACUGGAACACGCAAGAGGGUUGUACUACUCGGCCUUUCUUCCAUUCCAAGUUUAGUGGGACACAGAGCCUUCCUUGUUAAGAGAAUUGUUUGGAAUCCCUCCUUGGGUUAUCUGUUAGAUUGUUUUGAUUGCAUCAAAAUGUAUUUCAUCUGUUACAUCCAGUAUUUGUAUUUCAUUCUGAGAACCCAGAUUUCCCCCCACCACCACCACAUUAUAAAUUAAGAAAGGAGGCUAUUACUGUUUAUGUUUAAUUAUACCUAUUACUUUGGUUGACAUUGAAGUUCAGAAACAGGAUAAGACAUUUGAACAUGUCAGCACCCAUCAUGAACUAACUGUAAUUCCCUUAGGUUCUUGGCAUGACAGUAUGCCAGAUAUUGCCUUUUCACUUCUAAGAAGGUAUAUACAGCUUGUCGAUUCCUUUCUCGCCUUGAUAACCAUAGCCUUUCUGUUCCAUUUUAGUUUGUCAUUUCUUGCUCAACUAUUCCUUUCAGUUGAAGCAAUUUCUCAGUUCUUUUUCGGAUGAAACCAGAGUGUGUAACUCAACUUCUGUGUCCCAUAUAGAGAGACCAGCUCUUUUGAGUUCUCCUGAGAGCAGUGUAGAGGAGUGUAUAUUAGGACUGGUGAUGAGGCCUUUAGAGAUUGUAUGGAAUGCAAAUAGAGAUCUGUUUCUAAGAGACUUUAGGGGAAGGCUUGAUACUUUUUACAUUUUGAAUAUUUUAGACUUGAGCUUUGAACAUCUCCGGCGGAUGGUCACAAGUUUCUUUCCCUUUUGUUUCCUGUGAAGAUGACCAUCUUGGCGCUCUUGGCAUGAUGCUGUUGGUAGGAUGAUCCUGACUACUGUGUUGCAUCUCUCAGGAAAAGCUGAGGUGCUGGGCAAGGCUGCUCAGUUCCCUCUUGCUAGCUAGCAUGCUGUUCAAAGAGACAUCUAAGUUACAAAUAAUAUGAAAGUUCUCAUGCAAAAUAUAUUUUGUACUACAGGCAUGAGAUUUUUUUUGGCUUUUUUUUUCUUUUUUGUAUUUAGUACUUCUCCAUAGAGAUGAUUUAACCAGUAAUUUCUACACUGAAGACUUCUGUUUCCUUUCAUGAUGCAUAGAAUAGCAGAUGUAGCGCUUUGGAAUCCUUGCUUAGCACACUAGAUGCUAGUUUUCUCUGGGACCACUUCAGUCUGGUAGUUUACAGGCCCACAUUCCCUUCCAGUCUGCAUAAGAAGUAAGUGGGUGAUAAUUCACUGCUAGAUAAGAAGCCUGAGAGCUGAGUACAGCAGAGCGGAUUCUUGGUCCUAUCAGCAAGUGCUAUCUAAAUAAAAUAUGAGACGCUGAAGAUAAGGUGGUUUGCCCUUGAAGAUUGGCUCAGUGACCACUUUGUCAUCUUCCUUUCCUUUGAGAAAGAAAAGUUCAUUCACUGAUUGUUGAAAUAAGCCUCUCCAUGCACACUGCUUAGUCUUUCUCUAUGCAUACAGAAUAAUGACAUCAGGUGGUAGGGUGACGAGUCGGGGCAAUUAGACCUUUUUAUCUACCUGGAAGCUAGCUCUGGAGAUGUCCUGCCACUUGGCAGGAUCUUCAAGGGCCAUCGCUAGCUCCCAUAGAAGGCCUGAUGCUGUUCUACUCUACAACACUGGGGGAAAAGUUAGCUACAAACAUGUUUGCUUCCUGGUUGCACUCAGACCGGCCAUCAUCCUUGGUGGUUAGUGCUGCAGGGUCUAUCAAAAGACGACUUGUACAUACAAGAAGUGAUGGCUUCUGCUAGGUCUCAGAGCAUCCGGGGAGCAGAGCGGGGCCUUUAGGAAUCUGCUGGGAACUCACUGAGAAUGCUGUCAGUCACUCAUUUCUUGCACUUAACACUGCACAAAGCCUCAGUCCAAAGCCUGAGGACAGGUCACCAACUGAGCAGUGUCGUGCUUUGAGCCACUAAUAGGGGGGAAAAGGCUCCAUUUUUCCACUCUGUAGUUUUCUUAAAAUAGUUCUGUGUUUUGUAGUCUCCUGCUAGUAAAGUAGUAUUGCUUUCUAAGCUAUACCAGUUGACUUUAUUCUUCUACUCCAAGAAUCUAAACCCAUUUGAGUGUACAUAAUAUAUAUAAAGGGAGCCUUAAUGGAUUUGUUUUCAUAAUUUAAUAUUUUUUGUAUUUGCUCUUGUAUAAUUGUUUUUUUAAUGGAAAGUAUUACAGAAUCGAGGGUGAAAUUCUUAGAACCAAAGUUAUUCUUAAUAAAAAUCACCAAUGCUUGGACCACGCA